AUGCCGCCGCCAUCGUCGUCCGCCGACCACCUUCCUCCUCACCAGCCUGCCGCCCGCCAGCGCCCAAAGUCGCCGGAUCGUGUACUCGCCGAGGCCGAAGCGCAAUGGCUCUUUAGUGAACAAGAACUAUUACACACCCCAUCAGUCCAAGAUGGCAUGGCGCCCGAAAAGGAGAAGGAGAUACGCGCAAAGGGCAUCAACUUCAUCCGUCAAGUCGGUAUCAUGCUCAAGCUGCCCGAACUCACUCUGUCGACUGCUGCCAUCUUCUUCAAUCGCUUCCUCAUGCGCGUCAGUCUCGUCGAUCGACCCAACCAAAAAGCACUGCACCACUACACUCUCGGUGCUACCGCUCUGUUCCUGGCCACAAAAGUCGAGGAGUCAUGUCGCAAGAUGAAGGACUUGGUCGUUGCCUGCUGUCGCGUCGCUCAGAAGAACCCAAAUCUGUUGAUCGACGAGCAAAGUAAAGAUUUCUGGAAAUGGCGCGAUACUAUCCUGCUAAACGAAGAUGUCUUGCUCGAGAUGCUGUGCUUCGAUCUCACAAUCGAAGCCCCUCACAAACAGCUCUACGAAAUGCUCAAGUACUACCACGUCCACCACAAUAAGCAACUGCGCAACGCCGCCUGGGCUUUUGUCACCGAUAGUAACAUCACCCAACUUUGUUUGCUCUGUUCGAGUCAUACCAUUGCUGCUGCUGCCCUCUAUUCGGCCGCCCGCUACUGCAAUGUUGCCUUCCCAGACUCUCCUGACGGUCGUCCAUGGUGGCACGUUCAGCACGUCUCACUCGAGGAUAUCCUGAAGGCUUGCAACUACAUGGCUGCCAACUACGAACACGUCCCUAUCAAACCCGGUCACGAAGGCGCUCAAACUAUCUAUGUACGUCACGAUGACCAAGAUUCGGACUGGGAUGCCACAAGGCUGAGUAGUAAACAGGCCAUUACCAGUCCAUCCGCUCUAAUACUACACCAAGAUACUUCCGCGAAUAGUCAUGGAAGUAAGAUUCAUCAUCUCGACCCGCCGCAGGACGAUAGAGCCGUCAAGAAGAGACGCACUUCUGAUUCUGCUACUGUCGCUACUUCUGUUCCUCAUCAUGACGCUGCCUCGCGCACUGUCGAGAGUCACGGUAGCGAGGAGGGCGAGGUUGAAGGCUAG
Aureobasidium musti is the source of this 1149-nucleotide messenger RNA. The record is from the annotation of a GenBank genome assembly. NCBI's taxonomy places the organism in Eukaryota, Fungi, Ascomycota, Dothideomycetes, Dothideales, Saccotheciaceae.